CAGAAGUCUGCUCAUGAUUGGCUCUUGGUAACCAGGUUACCACAGGAUGUAUUCCACUUGGCAGGUGCUGGCCCCCUGCUUUCAGUUGGUAGGUGGUGGAUGAAGGAGUAAGAGCUCUGAACCCCAUCUCUGGCACUGGAUUUGGCUCUCAGCCCUUGUGGGAUCUCCACUCACUUUGAACUGAGUGAGAUUGCAGGCCCUCGGAAGCCUAGUCGGCUUGGGGCGCUGAGCAUUGCUGAGCUGUUGUGUGGGGCUGAGCAAAGAUUCAGUGCUGCCCCAUGGGGAAGAUUCUGAGCUGUUGUGUGGCCCCCAAUGCCAGCCCGAAGGUGGGCACUGGCAAGGAGCCAGUAGAGCCAGACUUUGAGUCUGAGAUCUAUGGAGCAGUGGUGAAAGAUGCAGUGGCAGAAGCACCUGCUCCCCAGGAGACUGAGGAGUUUUCCAUGGGAACCAGGGAUGACCCCCACACUGGUGACUGCGAGGUGCCCCAAGGACACUUUUGGUAUAUUCACUGCCUUUUCUCAAAAGUCAAACACAUCAGCAGCUCCUCACCUGGACUGGUACCUGAGUGAAGGAGAUAGGUAAGACCUGACUCUUCCCUUCCUCACACCGGCCACGGUAGGGGUACUCUAGCAGUUCAGACCCAAACACUUGAGCAUUUCUUCAGUAAAUUCAAGUCGAGGGCGUCAUGGGAAUUUAUA
Molecule: messenger RNA, 698 nt
Organism: Fukomys damarensis (Damara mole-rat)
Lineage: Eukaryota; Metazoa; Chordata; Mammalia; Rodentia; Bathyergidae
Product: cyclin-Y-like protein 1
Exons: 2
Coding region: 279-569 (96 amino acids)
Source: RefSeq, a predicted model, not a curated record